GAUUCUCAUGGCUGGACCCCUCUGCACUGGGCCGCAUCUCUGGGCAACGAGGAAUCUGCAAAUGGGCUUUUGAAUCACGGGGUCAACAUUAACGCGUCAGACGCCAAUAGUUGGACGCCACUGACGUUCGCAGUCGUCAAGGGUCAUUUCAACGUUGUCAAGCUUUUAUUAAGUCGUGGAGCUGACCGGAAUACUCAAGACACGCUGAAACUAUCACCAGAACGAUGGGCGUCCAUCUGCUCGCACGACGACAUACUCCAGCUGCUUCACCUUCCUCGGGGCACAGUUGGCAGACUUGGCCGAACGUGCUUGCACACGGCUGCAUAUGGGACGAGUCCGAGCAUUGCAGCAUUUCUGCUUCAGUCAGGGGCAGAUGGGAGUAUUCGAGAUGAGAUGGGCCGCAUUCCCUUGCAUCUUGCAGCGGCCUAUGGGUCACUGGAAGUGGUUCAAGUCAUGAUCGAGGCACCGAAUGUGGAUGUCAAUGCCAGAGACGAAAUGGGCAGAACCCCGAUUCACUGGUGCUGCGCACUAGGAGGAUGGAAACAGAGGGAGAAACGAUCCGAAGAGAAUAUCAAGAUUUGCCGGCUGCUGUUAUCCAAAGGGGCGUCGCUCUCUGCGGUCGAUGACAACGGACACACGGCAUUGCACUAUGCAAUUGUCCUCCGGGAUGAGGAAGUCAUAAGGCUCUGCUUGGAUCAUGGCCUCCAAUUA
Molecule: messenger RNA, 711 nt
Organism: Ilyonectria robusta
Lineage: Eukaryota; Fungi; Ascomycota; Sordariomycetes; Hypocreales; Nectriaceae
Product: ankyrin repeat-containing domain protein
Exons: 2
Cellular component (GO): nucleus; cytoplasm
Molecular function (GO): protein binding
Source: RefSeq, a predicted model, not a curated record